AUGAAUGAAGACGAAGAAAGAGACUUGAGAAGAGCACUGGAGAUCUCACAAUGGGAAGAUCAGAGGCGGAGACAUGAGGAGGAACAAAGGAAGGAGGACGAACUGCAACGUCAGGCGAACCUUAUCCGAGACGAGGAGGAAAGGCGACGACUAGGCGAAGGGAGGCUUAGCGUGAUGAGAGGCUGUCACCAUGAGGAGGAUGGAGGAAACUUGAACCAAGAAGUCCUAAACGAGUUGAGAGACAUGAGGGCUUUAAUUAAUAACUCACGAAGAGGUGGAAGAGUACAGUUAGCAGAAACAAUAGAGGAAGCAGAUAAAUCGCCAUUCACCUAUGAGAUCAUGCAUACAGACAUUCCAGAGAAAUGCGUAUUACCAACGCUUGCAAGCGUAUUCAGUGGAUCGGAAAGGGAUAUUCUUGACGACGUAUAUAAGCAACAACUUGUUGAGACCAGGGAUAGAGACAUUGUUCAACUUGAGGAGAAGGCCAACAGAAUGCUUGCGGGGGUUGGUCACGAGAUGGAGAACAGUGUGCAGCGAAUAUUCAUUAUUCGAAACUCGAUAACUAUGAAUGAUCUGAGGGAGUACCAGGAGGAAUACAUAGCGUUGGAGGAAAAGCAGAGGCAGGUCAGCGAAAUGACGUUGGCCCCAGCGAAAGAAGGGAAUUCUAGGCUAUUACCAAGGAAGGUGCACGCAGUAGAGGAUGAACUCGGGCGAGGAAAGGGAGAGCCAGCAGUUCCCGUCCCAACGAAGCUUGUGGCCGUCUCGAGUGGAGAUCAGGAGUGGAUUGAUCAACAAAGGACCAUGGGAUACAAGGACUCGGAUCUUGUACCUUCUACAUAUAACAUAUAUGGGUUCAAUGGGGUAGCGUCUAAGCCGAAGGGGGAACUGACCGUGAAGAUUCUCGCUGGCGAACUAGAAACUAAGGCGAUCUGGUUCCCGAUGCCAAGCGGAAUCGGCGAGAUAAGAGGAGAUCUGAGAGACGCAAAAGAAUGUAUAACAAAAGACGUGCAUAACUACGAGGAGAAGUUAAGAAAGAAUAUGGAACAAAGGAAGAAAGUAAGCGAAGAAAGAAGAGCCGAACAGUUGAUGGUAUUUACGAUAGAGUCUAGCAAAGAACUGAGCGGAACGCAGGAGGAUGGGGAGGAAACCAAUGAAGCAAAAAUUCAUAUCGAGGAAGAUAAUAACGCAAUUCCAGAGGAAGGAGGCCAGGUCAAUCAAGAAAAAGGUGGAAAGGCCAAGAAGGGGAAGGUUGCUGAAGGAAAUGAAAUGACAAAGAAUAAAAAGGAAACUCCCACGACAAAGGAGAAUAAAAUUCCACGAGAAGCAGGGAGGAUGAACCGGUCAAGAGGCAAAAAGGCACAGGGACAAGAGGCCGAGGAAAGCGUUGAAAUACCAAAUUCACAAAAUAAAUUGAAAGAAAGUCGCGAAGACGAGGAGGUGGCCCGGUUAAAGGAAGAACUUUACCAAAAGAGGCGAAGGAAAGAGGAUCUGGUCAGGGAACGGAUAAGGUUAGAAAGGGAAAAUGAGAAGUUGAUCAUCAGAAAUAAUCAUUUGAAAAGGAAGCAGGCAGAUAGUAAUAUGCAGGAGGAGAGAUGUGCUAUGGGAGAAGAACGAACUAAAGAAAUACAUUACACGCGAAAACGAGAAGGCCUGGGACGAGGUGAGAAAAAGGAGCGAGAAGACUUGAAGAAGCCCAUAGAAAGCAGCAGAAUAGAAUUCAGGGAAAGGGAGUAUUGA
This is a messenger RNA of Papaver somniferum (opium poppy), 1737 nucleotides long. RefSeq lists its product as uncharacterized. NCBI's taxonomy places the organism in Eukaryota, Viridiplantae, Streptophyta, Magnoliopsida, Ranunculales, Papaveraceae. The coding region runs from base 1 to 1737 and encodes 578 amino acids. The transcript is spliced from 5 exons. The record is from RefSeq and is a predicted model, not a curated record.